AGCUGUUCCCUUGUCUCGUGUCUAGGCAGAGGAAAGCAGUGUUGUUGACGUGGCUUUACGUAAAGUAGUUUGUUAAGUUUAAUUUGUUUUUACCAUAUAAAUCAAAAUGCUAUACAAUAUGAAUACAGCCACAAAUAGAGUCUUGUGUUUAGUGUUUUUUAGUAUGACUAUAAGCUUAGGAUCUGGUUUAUACUUCCACAUUGGUGAGACCGAACGGAAGUGUUUCAUCGAAGAGAUACCCGAGGAAACUGUCAUCACAGGUAACUACAAGGUGCAGGUGUACGACAGGAACGUUAAUGACUACCUGCCGUCGAGCCCCGGCAUCGGCAUGCACGUCGAAGUGCGCGACCCCGACGACAAGAUCGUCCUCUCGAAGGUGUACAGCUCGGAGGGUCGCGUCACCUUCCAGUCGCACACGCCGGGCGAGCACGUCAUCUGUCUCAUGUCAAACUCCUCGCAGUGGUUCGGCGGCGGCCAGCUGCGAGUACAUCUGGACAUUCAGGUUGGGGAGCAUGCUGUGGACUAUGGCCAGGUGGCAGAGAAGGAGAAGAUGUCCGAACUGGAGCUGCGUAUCCGGCAGCUGCUGGAGCAAGUCGAACAGAUCACGAAAGAACAGAACUACCAGCGAUAUCGCGAGGAGCGUUUCCGGCAGACGAGUGAGAGCACGAACCAGCGAGUGCUGUGGUGGUCUGUCGUGCAGACGUGCAUUCUCCUGCUCACUGGAUUCUGGCAGAUGAGACACCUCAAGAGCUUCUUCGAGGCAAAGAAGCUUGUGUAGCGCCCCCUACGUCAUCGUUUGUCGUCGUCGCGGAAACCCACGUUGGUAGGCCCUCGGAGUGCGACGAGGUUUCAUAGCUGCAAUCUUAGGGUUUAAAGGUCAAGGCCAAAGGUUUAAGCAACAACUUGCCAUCUGGUAGCUUUGUGUGUGGGGGGGAGGGGGGAUUGUUUCCUGCUUGCUCUCAUAUUCCUGUUCAUCCCUAGAUCUUUUUGUACAAUAUUAGUGCCAUUAGGGUGUUGGUCGAUUUCCUAGGAUAUCGUAUCUUUGUCACUUGAAAUGCAGCCAACUGUUGUCGCUUGAUGUAAACAGGAGUAAGAUAAUGACAGAUUAUUUAAUAUCAAUUACACUGUAAUUAGCUUACUCCUGGAGGUAAAAAAAUGAAUUCCUUUUUUCGCUGUUCACGUCUUGACUCUAGUGUGACCUACGGUUAACAAUGCGUGGCCAUCAGGGGGGGUAAGUGUUCAUAUUGUGUGGAGAACACAGACAAAACAUUAGACGUUAGGGAUUACUGCUCAGUGUCGUUUUGUCUUCAUUGCUGUUUGAUUAGAAGUGUUCAGAAGUGUUCAUCAGAAAGCUGGUACAUGUAUGGGUCUGGCAUUUAAACCAUCUCUCAAUUGACAUCAUAAUUGAGAAUGGUCGCACAUAGGGAUAUUCGGGUUGGAGUGGAUAUUUAUUCAUGUUAGCGAAGGUGAAUUUUUAAUGUUCCUAUUAGGUACCGUAAUGGUAAUGCGUGAAGUAUUUCCUAUUGUUUCUUUUUCUAUUUAGAAGAUGGGCAAUGAUGAUGGUGAAAUUGUUGACAGCUGCUGUGUUUCAGGCUACCAUAAAUGUUGAUGAUAUUCUGAAUAACUACAUUUCUGAAAAACUGGUUCUGUUGAUGAUAUCAAAAAGUUUGUGCGAGAAAUUUGCACAGCUGACUAAAGAAUUCAGCAGUGUUGCAGGUAUUCUAUAAAGCUCACAGCAGAGUCGGAGCGAUCCAGGGAAAUCUUUGAGUUGUGUCUAAGCAAAAUCUUGUGAAGGAAACAAUGGCAUCUGUUAAAGAUCUGGAUAGGAUUGGUUCAUGUUUUGUUUGGUGGUAUGGAUUAAUGGUGAAUAAGGGAAUACUAAAAGAAAAGUUCUACUUUUGCUAUCUUAAAUUGUAUUGGUAUGCAUAAUUUAUAAAACGUGAUCGCAAAGCAGCUUUAGCACCAUUUCAUGACUGUAUUCACAUCUAGAUGGCACUAGUGGCCCAGUGGUCGUCUUGGAUGCGUGUAAAAAUUUCCUUUUUGUACAAGAAUUAGGCGUUUGAUUUUUAGCUAGUUCAAAGUAGAUACCCAUUCCGACACUCAUAUCAAAUAAUUCACUCAAUUCAUCAAUAAAAUGGUCUUUUUUAAUAAAA
Molecule: messenger RNA, 2153 nt
Organism: Priapulus caudatus
Lineage: Eukaryota; Metazoa; Priapulida; Priapulimorpha; Priapulimorphida; Priapulidae
Product: transmembrane emp24 domain-containing protein eca-like
Exons: 4
Coding region: 107-778 (223 amino acids)
Biological process (GO): intracellular protein transport; Golgi organization; endoplasmic reticulum to Golgi vesicle-mediated transport
Cellular component (GO): COPII-coated ER to Golgi transport vesicle; endoplasmic reticulum; endoplasmic reticulum-Golgi intermediate compartment
Source: RefSeq, a predicted model, not a curated record